GGUAAAUUUGAAAAAAAAUCAUAGAAAGGGAUGAAAGAUUGAUUCUUCAUCGAAUACAAAAUUCUUGCACUUCAAACUGACAUUCGCGUAUUUUUAUUAAAUAACCCUACCUCUUCAUGUGGUCAACUUGCACAUGCGCACACCGGCCUCACCGUACACACAACUUGAUGAUUUUAUUUCAGUUUUCACUUCAACUCAGUGGGAGUAACACCGCAGUUUAGGUUAUGACCAAUUGCUUCCUCUAACAGUCAAACAAUCAAGGAUAAUCGAGGGCCAUUUUACGGUUAAUCAAGAUAAUAUAAAACAUCCAAGGGUUUUUUUCUCUCGUAUCCAAGUAUUUUCACUGGAAUCUUGUAGGGUAUGAAGUCAGUAAAAACGACGAAAAUCGAGAAAUUCGUUGGAUUGGAACAUGACCUCGAGACAUUUUUUUUGUGGUCCAUUUGUGGCGCUAAAUAGGAAUAAAUAUCCCAAACAAAAAUCGACAAUUGUGAAACUCCAGUAACUCUUCUCAACUGGCUGAAAGGACUGAUGCAGUGCAACCGAGAUAUAUCAUAACAAACAGUUGAGAUUGUGGUAUGAGUGGUGCUGUAUCCAUGUAUGAUGGAUUGGAACCAGAGACAGGGAGUAACAAUGCCACCCUGGCCCCAGGUGGUGCUACGAAGAAAUUGGCAAGAGGAAUUUCUCGUGCUACAGAGAAUGCUGCUAUCGUAUCGCAUGCUAGAACACAGCUGGCAGCAUUUGGCACUGUAGACACACCAGAGUUCACAUUUUCCUUGCCAGAUCUCUCUGUUUAUCCGGAUUCUUUUCGCCAAUUUCUGGAGAAAGAUCUGAUAGAGGGUGGCUGUCUGACGUCCCUGGAGAAUGCUGGAAGAUUAAAUUGGUGGUGUGGGGGUAGAAACAGUGGCACACGUGUACUUUGGCCACUGGCAACAACUGGGGAUGGAAAUUGUCUCCUCCACGCAGCCUCUUUGGGCAUGUGGGGCUUUCACGAUCGAUUGUUGACCCUGAGGGAUGCACUACACAAUACACUGUCAAAGGGCGAAUACAGAGAUGCACUCUUUAGAAGAUGGAGAUGGAGGCAGAAGGGUUUGAAUGCAGCGGCUGGGCUGUCGUACACGGAAACCGAGUGGUUAACAGAGUGGCAGAGCAUUGUUGAGAUGGCAUCAGCAAAUCCAAGGGGCCAGACUGCAACGUCUUAUCAGAGCCUCGAGGAGGUUCAUGUACUGGCAUUGGCGCAUGUACUGCGCAGACCAAUUAUUAUAAUUGCUGAAACAAUGCUGCGUGAUUCUGAAGGUGUGGCCUUGGCACCUAUUCCUUUUGGUGGUGUUUAUCUGCCGCUGGAAGUUGCACCAGAGAAAUGCCAUCGUACACCAUUACUACUUGCCUAUCAUUCGGCUCAUUUUUCUCCACUUGUAACUGUCGAUGGAGGCAAUGAUUUUGGCGAUGGAGCUGUUGAAGGGGUUAGCAUACCACUUGUUGAUCCAGACACUGGGCAACUGCUGCCUGUUUUAUUCGCUGUCGAUCCAGGUCUUGAGUGGGACUGGACUGUCAGCUCACAGCCAGAUCUCCUGCCUUGUCAGCAGGAUAUUAUGGAAACUUUGAUUAGAGAUUAUCUAGACUGUGAAUAUCAGACGUUGACCUCCGAGGAUUUGGAGAGGCUCUCAGAAACCGAUGGGUCAACCUCCAACAAGAGUAGAACAGCUAGACAACUGUUGGGUGUUGCCAAGCAAUUUGGAUCAAUUGGAAAGUCUGUGAGCAAAAGACUGUGGUCAAUGGCAAAGAGACCAAAGAGCCCACCAGCUUCAUCCACCGGUGCAAUAACUGAGGGUGUUCUGUGCGUCAGACUUAAAAGUCGACGUCACCAAUAUGUGGAUCAAAUGCUCCAGAAUUAUCUCCAGUGCGCUCACUCAAGAUACUUGGAGACACAUCAGAAUGACGCCUCGGGGACUGAAAUGAAUUACGGGGCGGGUAAAUCCAAGUUUUACGCUGCGAGUGAUAGUGGUAGUCACGCCAGUGUCAGUAAAUUGCAGCCAAAAAAUACAAGUAGAGAUCGUACCUUGUAUCUCUCUAGGUCAACGUUUUAUAAUAACGAAAUAACACCCGAGGACACUGAGACCCCAGAGCCAUGGCAAAAUGUUGAUGUACAUGAUGGUGUACCGCGUGAGUGUCGCAGUGAGCAUUGCCAAUUUUUUGGUUCACCAGAAAAUCAAUACUACUGUUCGCAGUGCUGGGCAAGUCGUAGACAACGAUGAUGAGUCUGUGUUAAUUCAUUAUUUCUCCUUCAUUGCCUCCAUGACAAUAACCCAAGUAUUUAUUUUGCCAACGUUAUUGAAUAAGUUUACCAAGCAAUUCAAGGCGGUUAAUGCAUGAUAAGAAGCAUAAAGAUGUAUUAAAAUUUUAAUGAGAUUCUCAGAGUUAAUUAAUUAUAACGAGUUGACAAUUGACGAUGAGUUCAGCAACGAAUUACGUUGCCUUUUCACGUUUGAGCUUCGAUGCUAUUUCAAGUGACUUUGCUUUAAUUCAUUAACCAUUUCGAUAGGAGAAUCUUUAGAUUAUUAGAGGAUAAUUAAUGGAACUCGACGUGUUCAAACUCUACGGACGUAACCCACUGAUAUUCAUAAACCAGAGAUAAAUAGAACGUAGAAUUAUUCGUUUGAUUAUCUAUUUUUAGUGGGAAUCGGUCUAAACCUCCAGUGGAAUUUCCAAUAUUGGAUGGAUAGACUGCUAAUCACUCUGAGUCUCGAAAAACAAUGGAAAUUAAUAUUACGAUUAAACACGUUGAUAUGUGCCUUGUUUUUUCGUAUAAAAAACAAUAUCGAAGACAAAAAAAAAAUACUCGAACGUCGAAAUGAUCCAAUCACAUAUUAUAUAUUUUUUUAAAAGCUCUCGCUGUGAAAAUUGACUUUUUUCACUCUAUCCAUCACUUUACACAUAUUUUUUUCCUUUUACUUUACGUCAAUUAUGACAUGGCCUCUGCCGAAUUAGUCUGACCCAUUUGUCGACCAUUAAUCUUCAAUCUAGGCGAUAAUUAGCGAUUAAUGAAUUGAUGAUAUCGAGUCUCAACGAAAGUGUUAUAUCGAUCAUUAAAUUUUGUGCUUGAAAUUAAAAAAUAUUCUGUCAACUUGUGUGAAUAAAAUAAGAGAAUAUUUUUUUAA
Molecule: messenger RNA, 3155 nt
Organism: Fopius arisanus
Lineage: Eukaryota; Metazoa; Arthropoda; Insecta; Hymenoptera; Braconidae
Product: OTU domain-containing protein 7B-like
Exons: 9
Coding region: 576-2252 (558 amino acids)
Biological process (GO): protein K63-linked deubiquitination; protein deubiquitination involved in ubiquitin-dependent protein catabolic process; protein K48-linked deubiquitination
Cellular component (GO): nucleus; cytoplasm
Molecular function (GO): K63-linked polyubiquitin modification-dependent protein binding; cysteine-type deubiquitinase activity; zinc ion binding
Source: RefSeq, a predicted model, not a curated record